Molecule: messenger RNA, 4066 nt
Organism: Larimichthys crocea (large yellow croaker)
Lineage: Eukaryota; Metazoa; Chordata; Actinopteri; Sciaenidae
Exons: 9
Coding region: 379-3549 (1056 amino acids)
Source: RefSeq, a predicted model, not a curated record
AAAACCAAGCCGAAGCCUCGUGUUAGCCUAGCAUAAGUAAACACAGAGUCGCUACUUCCGGUGAUGUUCACAGAUAUGGUACUUCUGCUCGUCUUUGUUCAUGUUUAGAUGAACUUAUCUGCAGAUGGGUCAGGUUUUUAGUCCGGUUAUGUUGGAGCUGUUUUGAGUUUUACGAAGAAUUUCUACGAUUUUUUUACAAACCGGGCAUGCUAACAGCUAAGAGCUAAUCAGUGCAGCUCGUAACGGGACGACCUGCUGCUAAAACUACAUUUUGUUACAACAUGUCGCUGCAUAACGUCCUGUAAAUACUGAUGUGAAGUGUUUUGGGGGGCCCUGCCUCCAAAGAAAUAGACUCCAGGGAGCACGUGUUUAUGGAGAAUGAUGGAAAACCUGGCAGCAAAUAAGAGCCUCGUACCCUGUCAGUCAUGGGGGGGCCAGACUGACUGGUCCACAACUUCAGCUCAAGGAUCCCUCUUCAACACUAUGACCAACUCUCAGCAUCUCAGCCUGGGCUUGUCUUCUGAGCAAAGAUAUAACCACCGGCAGGCGUCCAAUCCGAGCUGCAUGAGCAACAUCGGCACCUUGUCAUCCAGUCAUCACUCCGCCCUGUCCAACUCACUUUUUGCCAGCACUGCUAUCCCGAAUACCUCUCACAGUAUUUCCUUUGCUCAGCAAAGCCCUCACACUUCAUCGAUGCUGCUGACUUCAAAUCAGGGAGCAAAUAUACCUCCACCGGCACUUGUCCAAACAAACCAAGCUCGACAGCCUUGUAGGCCCCAAAAUCUACCCCACGUCCCACCUCACGACCCUUACAAAGCAUCGGUUCAACCUGCGUUAACCCAUCAGGAUUUACUAAGUAGACUCCAAGAGGUGCCUGUUAACCUGGUAUCAUGUGGACAGCGUGCAAGUACCUCUCAAGCUGCUUUUCAAGGAGGGAAUGUGUUUGGUACUGCUCCUGGAUACAAUCACAGCCAGGCCUCAUCUGCUUCUCAGGAGCAGCGGCAGUGGGUACCUUCACCACACUGCAGAGAAGCUGUAAACAAAGAGCCACCACAAGAGGCAAACGCUAGCAAUGACAGGUCUGCACUUUUACAUCAGCGUGCACAGCUACUUCAACAACUGGCAGCGCUGGAUAAACUUCUCGAAAUGGUACCUUCAGAUGACGGCAGUGUUGGACAGUCUUCACACACAGCUGUUCAGUCGCAGCCACAUCUUUCAGCGAAUUGUGCGUCACCUGCAUCCUACGAGGAGGAUAGCCAGGCCUGUGAUGCACCAGAUGAUCCGAUGUCAGAAACAGAACCAGUGGUAAAAAAAGAAAAUGCUUCAGCCGUGUCAGACGACAACAGUGACCCUAACUACAUACCUAACAGUGACGAUGACUUUUCUGAUGCCCAGUCUGAGCCUGAACCUGACAGGGGCUUUUCAGAUGAAUCUAGUCCGAGCAGUCCCUCAACCUCCCCAGAGAAAAAACAGGCUAAAUCCGAAAGUUCUUCGUCUAAGGAAAAAAGUGACAAUCCUCCAGAAGAGACACGUAAAGCAAAACUGAAGAAGCCAUCUGAAGCUGUAGUGUUGCCUAAUUCUAAAGAACAUUGUAAGAGGAGGAAUUAUUGUCCGUUUUGUUCUAAGGCAGUAUGCAAAAUGGCACGGCAUCUUGAGUCGGUCCACAGUGACAAAGCAGAGGUUGCAGCUGCAUUUCAGCAUCCCAAAAACUCCAGGGAUAGACAAAAAAUAUGGAACAGACUUAUAAAUCAAGGAAACUUUGUUCAUAAUAAAAAGGUCUUGAAAUCAGGGAAAGGCCAACUUGCUGUCCGAAAAAGACCAAAGAGUACUGCAACACACCGAGACUUUCUUCAUUGCCUUUACUGUCGCGGUCUUUAUAUGAAGAAUGCUUUGCCCAGACAUAUGAAGUCAUGCCCGGAGAAGGGGAAGGAUGACGAUGAAAAACGGAUCGGAAAAAGGCGCAUUCAAUCGCAGUGUGUGAUUGAAGCUUCGGAUGAUCUUGGCGUAUCUGAUGGUUUUAAAGACCUUUUGACCCAGAUGACAUAUGAUGAUGUGACUCAAACUGUCAUGGAUGACAAGAUUAUCUUACAGUUUGGCGAGAUGUUGUUUAGUCAGCACGGAUCUGAUGUGAAGCAGCAUGAUUAUAUAAGACAAAACCUUCGCCAGUUAGCAAGACUUGUACUUGAAGCUCAAAACAAAACUCAGAUGCAGAAGCUGGAGGACUUCUUUCUUCCAGGAAGCUUCCGACGUGUGGUGUCUGUAGUGAAAGUCCUGGCAGGCUACGAUUCAGAAAAAAAAUCAUACAGCAAACCUUCCCUUGCUAUCAAGCUUGGUUAUCACCUCCAGAAGACCUGUAGCAUUGUUGAGGAUAACGCAGUGAAGCAGGGUGAUGAAAGUUUGGCGGAGUCUGCACGAAGUUUUCUCUCUUUGUACCAGAAAAAAUGGACCAGAUACAUCUCUUCAGGGGCACUAAAAACACUCAGAAAACCAAAAGAGGGUGUAGAAAAAGCUCCAUUUGCUCAAGAUGUGAAGUGCCUGAACUCCUACAUGGAACAAUAUCAUGCUGAAGCUGAGAAAAAACUCAAAGACACUCUCUCUGCAGAAAACUACGCUGCUCUGGCUAAGGUAAUACUUGCUCGAACAAUCUUUUUCAACAGAAGAAGAGCCAGAGAGAUAUCAUUGAUACCACUGACAGCCUUUGCGUCACGGAAAAAGUCAAACGUGCAUUCUGGUACAGAAACACACCUGUCAGAUCUGGAAAGAACCAUGUGUAAGUUCUUUACUAGAAUCGAAAUUCGAGGAAGCUGUGGGAGACUGAUCCCUGUUUUACUGAAAUCAUCAUUCGUGUCUGCUUUAGAGCUUUUGGUAAAAGUUCGUGAGACAUGUGGAGUCCCCAGUAGAAAUUCCUACCUGUUUGCGCGACCAAAGUCGCUGUCUUCCUACAAACCAUCAGAUUGCAUCACAAGAUAUGCCAAAGAAUGCGGAGCUAAAGACCCCGAAUUACUGGCAUCAGCAAAGUUCAGGCAGCAUUACGGAACAAUGCUACAGGUGAUGAACCUGGAUGACCAUGAGGCUGACCAAAUUUUAGGCCCCAACAGUCGGUUACGAGCUCUGCGUCAGGACGGUGGCAUGCUGCUGGGUGAUGUCGAAAUGAACUCUAAUGAGAGACAACCCAGAAGAGGAGAACAAACUGCAUCAUGGGAUCAGGUUGAGUAUCCGAGUGCACGCUUUGGAUCAGCACAAGCAUGGGGAGCAACAACAGAUGACGUGACUGUAUCUCGAAGAUCUGGCAAGUCAGGCAAAAAAGGCAGCCAAAAAUUCGGUAAAAGUAAAUGGGACGAAGCCGAGGUUCUUGCGGUUGAAAGACACUUGAUGCCUUUAAUUAAGGGACACAAAGUUCCCCAGAAAAGCGACUGCAUUCGGUGUCUUGAGGCUGAGCCAGAAGCACUGAGGAACCGUUCAUGGAAAGGUAUAAAGGACUAUGUGAGGAACAGGAUCACUGCCCUGAAAAGACAAAGUGGAACGUACCAUCGCAGCUACAAACAGUAGCUGGACUGAACAAGCAGAACCACAACGGACUACUGGACAUUUUCACUAUGUCAGUUGCAAAAUCUUUUUUAAUUAUUUGCCACCUUCUGUUCCUCUGAAUUCUUCACUGUCCAUCUCCGUUUCAUUUGCAACAUUGGGAGAAUUUCCAUCUGUUAAGAUGGCCAAGCAGAGACAGACAACAAAUGAUUUUUUUUGUGCCAUACAGAUUGGCACUUGUUCUCAGUAAUCACUAAAAUGUUUGUAUGGUUGCAGGAUAUUUAUCUUUACUGUUUUAAGACCGUUAAUCUGUUCUGCAGAUUUAUGCUGCUGAUGGCUAGUUAUUAAGAUUUUGGAGCUCAAAGUUCACUUCUUUGACCAAGUUGAUGUACUAUAUUUUGUUGCUCUAUUUGGUACACUGAUAAACUGUAUUAUGUUGAACUUUUCUUAACAGUUUACCAACAAUAAAGUUCCAAGCGUUAUAUUCUAGAAAUUUAUCUGUGAACCAAAAAUAACAUAAAAUGGUGAACACAUGAUAUAU